AUGGAGUCUUCAAGAAUCCUAGGGCGCACAGAGGGAUGCAGUGGCAAUAGCAGUAAUGAAUCGGGGUGGACAACCUAUAUUGCUUCCCCCAUCCGAGAAAACCAUCACCACCUUGAUGAUGAUGAUGAUGAUGAUCACAGUACCGAUAACCAAGCAGAUUACAGAAAAGGCACUUAUAAUAAAGUUGAUGAUGGUACUGAAAGUGAUGAUUCCAUGGCUUCUGAUGCCUCUUCUGGUCCAAGUCAUCUUGAAUUUCCAUGUAAAAUCAAUGACAUAAGUGUCGGCAUAGGUCCUUCCAAGCAUGCAAUUACUAAAUACUCAUCAAGAGAAAAACUUGGCAGACAAUUUAAGCAAAACGAGGGAGCAAGGCCAAGGACCAAACCAGGAAAAGAAGUUGAGAGCGCCGCUAGUGACGUUCACGGUGGAGCCACGGUAAGGAAGGCCAAGUAA
This is a messenger RNA of Manihot esculenta (cassava), 450 nucleotides long. Its product is annotated as protein SOB FIVE-LIKE 1. Gene Ontology annotation, biological process: cytokinin biosynthetic process. The transcript has a single exon. The coding region runs from base 1 to 450 and encodes 149 amino acids. Lineage: Eukaryota; Viridiplantae; Streptophyta; Magnoliopsida; Malpighiales; Euphorbiaceae. The record is from RefSeq and is a predicted model, not a curated record.